Calidris pugnax (ruff) is the source of this 2313-nucleotide messenger RNA. RefSeq names its product solute carrier family 35 member A4 (gene SLC35A4). Gene Ontology annotation, cellular component: Golgi membrane. The record is from RefSeq and is a predicted model, not a curated record. The coding region runs from base 418 to 1365 and encodes 315 amino acids. Gene Ontology annotation, biological process: pyrimidine nucleotide-sugar transmembrane transport. NCBI's taxonomy places the organism in Eukaryota, Metazoa, Chordata, Aves, Charadriiformes, Scolopacidae. Gene Ontology annotation, molecular function: pyrimidine nucleotide-sugar transmembrane transporter activity. The transcript has 2 exons.
UCUUGGCUCUUCUCCACAGGAUGGCUCCCUGCUGGCCUCACCCUUUCUCAAAGGCUUCCUGGCAGGCUACCUGGUAGCCAAACUUCGCUUCUCGUCUGUCCUGGGAUUCGUGGCUGGGACCUGCACGGGGAUAUACGCUGCCCAGAACUAUGCUGUGCCCAAUGUUGAAAAGACAAUCCGGGACUAUUUGAGCUCGCUGAAAAAAGGUCGGGACUAGCCAGACGUCCUUUGGCAGCGGUGACUGUAGGAACGGUACUCCUUAGUUAGCAGGCGCAGAAGAUUCCUAGGGCUUUCAGAGGCGCGUCACCUGCAUCGUUAUUUUCCACUGGAAAAGGGCUUUACAGCACAUCAUUGUUGCGAGUCUGUCUAGCCUGUCUGCACUGACAGCAGCUCGCCCUUGCUGGCUACUGCCUGAAAAUGGUGAUGUUUGGUAACGCUGCUGGCUCUGCAAACCGGGUGCUCCGGCGGGGGCUGUGGGGACUGAUGCUGGUCCUGUCUGUAGCCAUAUACGGCUCUCACGCUCCCCUCCUGACCCUGUGCAAGGUGGACGGGAUGAUUCCCUUCAGCUCCGCGUCCGUCGUGGUUCUCGUUGAGCUGACAAAGCUGCUGUUCUCCUUCCUCUUCCUGCUGACCUGGGACCGGGAGCUGCUGGGAGUUGCUGUGUCGUGGCGCCACGUUGCCCCCUUCGCCCUCUCUGCCCUCCUCUACGCCGCCAACAACAACCUGGUGGUUCACAUGCAGCUCUUCAUGGAUCCCAGCACCUACCAGGUCUUGAGUAACUUGAAGAUCGUCAGCACCGCGCUCCUCUACAGCCUCUUCCUGCGCCAGAGACUCGGCGUGCGCAAGUGGCUGGCUCUCUUCUUGCUGGUGGCUGCUGGGGUGAGCUACAGCUGUGGUGGCCUGCAGGACCCUGGUAGCCCCUCCGUGAUGCGGCUCCACAUCACGCUGGUGGGCUUGUUGCUGAUCUUGGUGUACUGCCUGAUAUCGGGCUUGUCUGCCGUCUACACAGAAGCCAUCCUGAAAACCCAGGCGCUGCCCCUCAGCCUUCAGAACCUCUUCCUUUACUUCUUCGGGGUCCUGCUCAACUUGAUGGGCUACUUCUGGAGCAGCGCAGAGGGCGGUUUCUUGGAGGGCUUCUCCUCCUGGGUGCUAGUGAUCGUGGUCAGCCAGGCCGUGAACGGCUUGAUCAUGUCUGUGGUCAUGAAGCACAGCAGUAAUAUCACCAGGCUCUUCGUGAUCUCCUGCUCCAUCCUGGUCAACGCCCUCCUGUCUGUCGCCCUCUUCAACCUGCAACUCACCCUCCUCUUCUUCGUUGCCGUCUCGUGCAUCGGCCUCGCUGUUCACUUGUACUAUGGGGUCAGGUAGCUGCUGCCUCCCUGCCCUGCCUGUGCCGGGGCUGUCUGUAGUUGUUCCUCAGGGGUGCUUAGUGCUGGGGCUGGCAUUGGAAGCGAAGCGGAGCUCUGCUCCCUUCCCUGCUGUUCACAGGGAGUUGUUACUGGGGGGUGAACGCAAGACCAGCCCUGGAGGAGCUCAGCUGAGGGGGAGAGCAUCCUAUCCCCCUUCCCGGGGGGGAAGGAAGCUGGACCCCGUUCCAGUCCAGCUGGGGUCUGUCCCACCAGGUUCCUGCAUGAUCGGGUGGGUCCUGAGCACCUCGUUCAUGUGACUUAAUGUAUUCUCAAGCUGCUUCCCCCACCUUCCCCCACCAAAGAGCCCACCCACCCGUUUUGUGCCUGUACACGCUGCUGCGGUGGUUCACUCCGCUAUGCUGCGGGCUCCGCUGCACGGUCGCUGCCUUGGUCUAAGGCUGUUUCAGCUCCUGUGGAUGGUGCUUUCCUGUGACAGGGGCUCACAUCCAUCCAAAGUGUCCAGCUGAUGCCCAGCCCAUGGCUUCAGGGCGGCCUGGGCGCUGCGGGAGGUGACUCCUGCUGGCCUGUGACCCCUCUGAGCACCCGGUGAGGUGAGGAAGAGGGUUUCUCCCUCUGGGUCUGUGGAGGUACCAGCCCUCUGCCUGCCUGGAGAGCCUCCUGCCACAGCCAGAGGUGUUUCUCCCACACCUCUCUGAGGUUUUUAACCAUGUGCCCCAGCCCCUGGCUCAGGGCUGCCCUCCUUAAGGCCCCGUUUUCCCCUCUCGGGAGCAGUAUCGGUCCGUGCGGAGCAGAUGAGGAACAGGGGGAUGUGGGAACCAUUUCAGCUGGUCCCCAAAAGGGAGAAUUUGUACCCAAACUUGUACUGGUGCUGUGGCUAGUGAGUUCCUGGCAGGCAGAAGUCGCCGCUGGCUGUGACUGAGGCUAUUAAAGUUGGGGUUGAACAGCA